Molecule: messenger RNA, 927 nt
Organism: Fibroporia radiculosa
Lineage: Eukaryota; Fungi; Basidiomycota; Agaricomycetes; Polyporales; Fibroporiaceae
Exons: 4
Coding region: 1-927 (308 amino acids)
Source: RefSeq, a predicted model, not a curated record
AUGUCCAUGAUUCCUCGAUUCGCUAAUCCUCAUUCACUAGCCGACUCACUAGAACCUACUACUCGGAAAGUCAUCGAACAAGAAAAUACAGCAGUUGCAAAUUCCGAGCAGAGUGGUGAACAGACUGGAGUUCUCGUCGAGUUGGAACGGCUGGUCAAGCGGUCUAUAGGCGAUAUCUACCUCAAUCCGACAGAGGAUCCGUCUAUCGUUUCGCAGAAAAAACGUCGAAAAACUCAGAACAAUGUCUCUGACUCUCAUCCCGAAGAUUCAUUACCGUUCCGUCUUAUUUCGCGAUCGUUACCACCAGGCCUUGUGUUGUUGGAUGUCCCGCCACCGCCUGUCAUCUUGGUCAAUGAACCUCCUUGUGAAGAUGAUGACGAAGAAGCCGAUCGACGUCGGGCACGGGCUGCUGCCACUGCCGUAAACUUUGAUUGGAUAAUUCAGGAGUCUCGCGUUCCAGUGUCUCCCCGCAAUUGUACCCAGAAGAAGGUUACUAAUGUUGCUGGGGAUCUGCCUGUACCUCAUCCAACCUUGAUGGUUGUAGGCCUUGUAAAACCACCCCCAGCGACCUCCAGGCUUGCCCUUUCAUUGCCUGCCGAUUUCGCCUUAUCAUCUCCUCACGAGCUGCCAUCAGAAGGUGUUGGCUGUCCUCUUGUUGAUGUUGCGAUUCAACAGGAAAGUACAACCCCUGCUAAGAGAAGAUGGCGCAGAUCUCGUUCUGCUAGACAAAGACCUCCCGCGACGUUCUGGCGACCCUUGCAGGAAUGGGGCCCAAGGGCUUCAGGGUACGCCAUGGGGUACGAGGGAAGCUGGGCAGUUUCGCAUGACGACCCACAACGGUACAAAUAUCAACGGGACACCAUGCGAAAAGGUGCAGUAUCAUCAUGGGACAACAGUUAUUUGACGGACGCAUACCGUGCAAAGUGA